AUGGCAGAUUUUAAUGAACAGGACAGCAGAGUUCCUGAGUCGGUAUUUUUGGUAGUACUCUGGACUCUCACAGGCGUCUCGCUUAUAUUCGUUGUAUUCCGCAUCUAUGCCCAAGUUGCCUCAUUCCGUCGACUGUUUCUAGAUGACUUCCUCGUUGUCUUUGCAUGGGCCAUUAUGCUCACCGCAGCUGUCAUUUGGCAAGUCGAGGGGAAAGUCCUCUACGAUUUAUACGCCAUCAGCGCCGGCGAAAAGCCAUUCACUCUUGAAUUUCUCCCGAGAUACAAUACAUUCAUGCGAUUUAACGCUCCAUUCGAGAUACUGUUCUAUUCCGCGCUAUGGUGUGUCAAAUUCUCAUUCAUGACACUCUUUUACCGAAUCAGUGCCAAGGUGAAGUCUCUCCGAAUUUGGUGGUUUGUGGUUCUUUUCUGCACAGCGGGUGUCUAUAUUGCAUCGGUGGCCGAUAUCGAAUACAAAUGUAGUUUGGGAGGGUUAGAGUAUAUCAUCACCCAAUGUCCCCAGCCUCGUCACGUUCAUUAUGAGAAUCGCAUGUUCUGGGCCAACUGCGCUGGAGAUGUUAUCACGGACUUGAUGAUCCUCUCUAUUCCCUUCCUUGUGCUAUGGAAAACAAAGAUUUCCCUUCGCAAAAAGCUCAUUCUGCUCAGCAUUUUCUCUGCAACUAUCUUCAUUAUGAUAGUCGCAAUCAUCCGAGUGGCUGUCGGGAUGACCUAUGACAGUCAGAUAAAUAUCGAUUGGUUAUGUUUCUGGAGCUUUGUUGAGGUGGAUGUUGCGAUUAUUGUCUCCUGUGUCGCUUCUCUCCGGCAGCUGUUCGUCACAUCACAGAACCAGAGCUCAUCUGCAAGGGCCGCUUAUCAUAUUACGACCGAUCCCAUUUUGAAAAGGUCAAAAGAGGAGUCUAAUCAAGCUUUGGCUCUCUCCAUCGGGGAUGUCGAGUCGCCCACAAGUGAUAAUGUCCCCAUGUCGCCCUUGAGCGUUGUGCAUGUUCGUCGAGAUUUUGAAGUGACUCGCGCCGAUGCCGGCUAG
This is a messenger RNA of Penicillium robsamsonii, 1041 nucleotides long. RefSeq lists its product as uncharacterized. The record is from RefSeq and is a predicted model, not a curated record. The coding region runs from base 1 to 1041 and encodes 346 amino acids. The transcript is spliced from 5 exons. Lineage: Eukaryota; Fungi; Ascomycota; Eurotiomycetes; Eurotiales; Aspergillaceae.